Penicillium odoratum is the source of this 906-nucleotide messenger RNA. Its product is annotated as RTA1 domain-containing protein. The transcript is spliced from 3 exons. The record is from RefSeq and is a predicted model, not a curated record. Gene Ontology annotation, cellular component: membrane. Lineage: Eukaryota; Fungi; Ascomycota; Eurotiomycetes; Eurotiales; Aspergillaceae. The coding region runs from base 1 to 906 and encodes 301 amino acids.
AUGUCUGCCGUAAAGUCUACCAGAGAUGGCGGCAUUGAUUUCGCUCUUUAUCGCUACACGCCGUCUAUAGCAGCAGCCAUAGUCUUCGCUGCAAUAUUUCUCCUUCUUUCUAUUCUACACUUGAUUCGACUGGUUCGAAAUCGCACCUACUUCUUCAUUCCUUUCCUCGUGGGCUUACUAUUUGAAUGCGCUGGCUACAUUGCUCGCAUCUUCUCACAUUUCAAUACCACUGCACUCGGCCCAUAUAUCGUCCAAACAAUGCUAAUUCUUGUCGCACCCCCAUUAUUUGCUGCCUCUAUAUACAUGACCCUCGGUCGGAUUAUUGUCAAGCUUGACGCAGAAAGCAACUCCAUCGUCCCAGUCCGGUUCCUUACCAAAAUAUUCGUUAUUGGCGAUGUCAUAUCUUUCCUUCUUCAGUGUGGAGGUGGGGGUUACAUGGCCGCUGGAACUCUGUCCGCCAUGGACACCGGUGCGAAUAUUGUUGUGGGAGGCUUAGUCGUUCAGCUUCUCUUUUUUGGAUUCUUCAUCUUGGUCUCCGCCGUGUUCCACUGGCGAGUCAAGAAGCAGCCGCGGUAUAUCCACGUCUCAGAACGCGUGCGGUCGCAUGGCGUCGAGAGUCGCAUGACAUGGGAAUCCGUAAUGUGGGCACUCUACGCUGCCUGCCUGCUUAUUCUGGUGCGAUCGGUAUUUCGAGUUGUGGAAUUUGUGGAAGGAAAUGAUGGGUUCAUCAUGCGCAGAGAGUAUUUGCUCUAUAUUUUCGACGCGUGCCUCAUGACGUUGACUGGAAUUGUGUUGUUUAUUGUCCACCCCAGCUCAUUUCUAUCCUCGGGUCGGAAGAGGGAUAGUGAGCUGCAACUUGUCUCCACGGAGGAAGGAUGUAACGUUCAUACAAAACCACGAGCAUAA